Humulus lupulus (European hop) is the source of this 3909-nucleotide messenger RNA. RefSeq names its product disease resistance protein RPV1-like. Gene Ontology annotation, biological process: defense response; signal transduction. The transcript is spliced from 6 exons. The record is from RefSeq and is a predicted model, not a curated record. The coding region runs from base 161 to 3079 and encodes 972 amino acids. Gene Ontology annotation, molecular function: ADP binding. NCBI's taxonomy places the organism in Eukaryota, Viridiplantae, Streptophyta, Magnoliopsida, Rosales, Cannabaceae.
UUCACAGAAAUUCUCACAAAGAUUACCAAGCUUGAUGAACUUCUUUCAAGGCCUUUUAUAAGGUAGGUAGGUAGUCCAUGUUUGCAAUUUGGUUUAUCAUUGUAGUUUUUCUCAUUUGUUCUUGUGAGGUUUAUUUUCUCAAGUUCCAUCAAUAAUAUAUAUGGCACCAAAGAAUAAGUAUGACGUUUUCAUAUGCUUUAGAGGUGAGGAUACCCGUUGUAAUUUUACUAGCCAUCUCCACAAAGCAUUGUCCAAUAACAGUUUACAAGUUUACAUGGAUGAGAGGCUUGAGAGAGGUGAUGAGAUUUCAUCUGCUCUUUUGAAAGCAAUUGAAGACUCAAAACUUUCUGUCAUAGUUUUCUCGGAAAAUUAUGCAUCUUCGAGGUGGUGUUUGGAUGAACUGGUUCAUAUUCUGAGGUGUAAAGAAAGAGAUGAACAGAUUGUUGUACCAAUAUUUUAUCAUGUGAGUCCAUGUGAUGUCAGAAAACAAUUAGGGCAUUUUGGAGUUGUAUUUGGUGAGCUUGAAAAGUGGUUUAAGAACAACUCUGAUAGGUUGACUCAAUGGAGGACUGCCUUAACAUCUGCUGCUAAUCUCUCUGGCUGGGAUGCACCCACUACCAGGUGCGAGUCUGAAUUAAUUGAGAAAAUUGUCAAAGACAUUUUGAAGAAAUUGAAUUUUAUUAUGUCACCAAGUAAUAGUGAUGAUUUGAAUGGUCUUGUUGGAAUAAAGAGGCGUGUUGAAUAUCUUGAAUCAUUGUUAUUAUUAGAUGCUAAUAAAAUCGUAGGCAUUUGGGGCAUGGGUGGUAUAGGUAAGACCACUUUAGCAAGUGUCUUGUUUAAUCGAUUCUGCGGCGGAUUUGAAGGUCAGUGCUUUCUUGAAAAUGUUAGGGAAGAAUGGCAAAAGCAUAAUAUGCUCAAGUUGAGGAAAAAACUCUAUGCUGAGUUGUUGAAGGAGAAAGGUCAAGAUGUGGUCAACAUCUUUGCAAAGGAGAGACUUUGUCGUAUAAAAGUUCUCAUUGUUCUUGAUGAUCUAGAUGAUGUAGAACAGUUUGAGUAUUUAGUUGGAGAUCGUGAUUGGUUAAGUCAUGGAAGUAGAGUAAUUAUAACAACUAGAGAUAAGCAAAUGCUUAAGAAUAUUGGUGUUGAUUGGAUCUAUAUGGCAGAGCAACUAGAUGAAGAUGAGGCUCUUCAACUCUUUACUUCGAAUGCAUUCAAAAGAGAUGUUCCACCAUCGAGCUACAUGGAGUUGUCAAAAGCAGUAAUGAAUUAUGCCUCAGGCAUUCCCUUGGCCCUAAAAGUGUUGGGAUCUCAUUUGUAUUCGAAGAGCAAAGAAGAGUGGAACAGUGCACUGAAGAAGUUGAAAGUAUAUCCCAACAAAAAAAUUCAAAAUACACUGAGAAUAAGUUAUGAUGGACUAGACGACAAAGAAAAAGAUGUAUUUCUUGAUAUUGCAUGCUUUUUCAAAGGAAAGUUUAUAAAAUUUGUGGCAAGAUUAUUGGACGAUGAUUGUAUGUUUGCGGAUGUGGUCAGAGUUCUUGUUGACAAAUCUAUCAUAAUCGUGACUCCCUAUGAGAAGCUAUGGAUGCAUGAUUUGAUACAGGAAAUGGGAUUGGAAAUUGUUCGUCAAGAUUGCAUGAAAGAGCCUGGAAGGCGUAGUAGACUAUGGACCAGUGAUGAUAUAUGUCAUGUCUUACAAAAUAAUACUGGUAGCUCAAAAGUUGAAGGAAUAUUCCUUAACUUGUGUGAAAUUAGAGGGAAGAACAUGAUGAAAUUGAAGUCUACGGUGUUUAGAAAAAUGUACAAUCUAAGACUACUUGAAAUAUCUAGAGAUUUUGAACAAAUGGAGAUGUGCAAACUGCAACUUCCUCAAGGUCUUGAUACACUUCCUAAUUCUCUUAGAUAUCUCAACUGGCUUGACUACCCUUUGAAGUCUUUACCAUCAACUUUUAUGCCACAACAUCUUGUUGAGCUCAACAUGCCCUUUAGCCAAUUGGAGAAACUAGGGGAGGAAUUACAAUUUCCUCGUGUCAUUGACUACUCUGUUUCUAUGUUUGGAUGCUCUAAUCUCAAAGUUCUUUCACAUAUCUCGGGGAAUAUUAAGUACAUUUGUUUACAUUCAACUGCAGUGGAAGAAUUGCACCCUUCCAUUUGGUCACUUCAAAAUCUUUCUAUAUUGGAUCUGAGUUACUGUAAAUCCCUCAAGAAUCUUCCAAAAAUCAUGAUUCAGUUGAAAUCCCUAGAUCAUUUAGAUUUAGAGGGUUGUUUAUCUAUUGACAGUUUCCCUGAGCUUCCGAAAGACUUGAGGUUUUUAAAAUUGACUUUGACAAAGAUAAAACAAGUGUCUGUAUCAUCCUUUGAAUGCCUCCCAUAUCUUGAGGAGUUACAUUUAAAUAACUGCACAAGGCUUGAAUCCUUGCCAACCAGCAUCUGUAAGUUGAAAUCUCUUGUGGUUUUAAACCUGUCUGGUUGCACAGAACUAAAAAGUUUCCCAGAAAUCUUUGAGCCAAUGGAGUGUUUGAAGGAUCUCUCUUUAGAUGGAACAGGGAUUAUCAAGUUGCAUUCAUCAAUUGAGAAACUAAUUGGGCUUCAUUGGCUAUUUUUAAGGGACUGCAAGAAUCUUGAGUUUGUUCCAAACAACAUUUUCAAUAUGAGUGGCCUUGAAUGGCUAAGCCUUUCUAAAUGUUCAAAACUAGAAAGUUUACCAACUGUGUCCUCAGUUGGUUUUCAUUUUAAGAUUGAAAUAGAUCUUACUCAUAACAGCCUAUUGAAAUUAUUUGAUUGGAUAUACGGUUUAUCUUCCAUACCAAUGCUAGAUUCAUGUGGAUCAAUGAGUGACAUGAGACCUGUCAGUAUUGAGCCACUUUCUAACAUGAUUUUCUUUAUGUUAGACAAGGGUGAUACAGAAAAAGCUGUUGAUGUUCCCAGUUUCACUGAUUGUUUCAUCUCAUGCCGAUGCAAACCCUCAACCUAUGUUAUAGAGAAAAAGCUGGUAUGUUCCCAGACAUUUUUUGUGGCUGCUCAAGAUGGGACCCUGAGGAGUACUAUAAGUUGGUGUUUAAGUUCUUGCUUUUCGUCAUGAAAGAGGCAAUUUAUUUGGCUCUAACAGGUGGAGAAUCAAUAGAGGAAACAAUUUGGCCUAAGUUCCAUUUAUGUUGUCCAGGAAAUAAAAUUAUAGGAUGGUUCUCUGAGCAAACUAAGGGGUCUUCAAUAAAUAUUAAUCUUUUUUCGGAUUGGCAUGGUGCAGAUUUCUUAGGCUUUGCCUUUUGCAUUGUUGUUGAGUUUGAGCACUAUGGUUUUGAUCUUAACCGUUUGAAUUGUCGUUGCGAAUACGUUUUCAAAACCGGCAAUGGCGAAAGCCGUAGAUGGAGUUGGAGCUCUCAGAGACUAGAAAAGGCUAAAGGGGAUGAAUUAGAAAUGAAAUUUCUGAGUUCAGAUCACAUGUUUUUGGGGUAUAUUGAUGAGGACUACAGUGACUGUGUUGAUGCAACAGAGGUUUCAUUUGAGUUUUACCUUGAACAAAAUGAUUGGGAAGAACUUUUUAAUGUUGGCAAGUACAGAGUGAAAGAGUGUGGAAUCCGCAUGCUAUAUCUUCAACAUGCAGUGGAACUUGGCCUUAUUGAUAUUGAAGAAGAUGGAGAAGAGGAAUUAGAUGAAAUUCAUUACCAAGUUGAGCCAAGAGGAGCUGGGUCCUCAACAACUCUUCUAUUUCAUGAACAAACUAUCCAUGUUACAGCUGGCAUAUCAGAGUACCAGCUAAGCUUGCCUCAGGACUUGGGUGAUUAAAUUUUGGUGAUACCAUAUCUUUGAAAGCUUGUAAAUUGUAGUUAUUAGGCAGAGUGAUAUAUAUCUCUUGGCUGUCUUGGUUUUACUUUCUUUUAAAUCAAAUAAAGUAAAAUUACGGUCUUUUGG